Racocetra persica is the source of this 397-nucleotide messenger RNA. The record is from the annotation of a GenBank genome assembly. NCBI's taxonomy places the organism in Eukaryota, Fungi, Glomeromycota, Glomeromycetes, Diversisporales, Gigasporaceae.
AAGGUCACAUCAAAAGAGACUGUCACCAAUAUAAAGAAGCACAAAAACUCAAGGUGGAAUAUAAAAUAUAUAAAAAAAACAAAACAACUCUGUUGGAAAACUCAGAAUUAUAUAAUUCGACAGAUAUCAAUAUCAACAAUAACACAAUCUCAGUACAAAUAUUAGAAAAUAAUCAUGAAAAUGAACAAGAACAACUGAUUCAAGAGAAGAUCAGCUUACUUCAAAAAGAGCCAAUAACACAAAACAACACAACAAACAUUCAACAAGAAGUAUUUUCUGAUCUGAAUAUUAGUGAUAUUGACAACCAUAUGACUGAUCUCGAUACCCUACUCCAAGAGAAAAAAAAUCAAGAAAACUCAAUCAUAGCUAAUAAUACAACAGACAAUAUACAACAAAA